UCUCUUUUAUCCCCAUCCAAACUUUAGCUGUGGCUAAAGUUAGAUUGGCCUGAGAAGGGGUAUAUAAGCCCCCGGGGAUGUACGUAUGAUGCGGCUUCACACUACUUUCUCCUCCUUCAUCAGCCAAACCCCUGCUCAAACCGUCUCAAGAUGGCACCAAAGAAGGCAAAGAGGAGGCAGGCAGCAGGAGACAGUGGUUCCUCCAACGUGUUCUCCAUGUUUGAGCAGAGCCAGAUUCAGGAGUACAAAGAGGCUUUCACAAUCAUUGACCAGAACAGAGAUGGUAUCAUCAGCAAAGAUGACUUGAGGGACGUUCUGGCUUCAAUGGGCCAACUGAACACGAAGAAUGAGGAGCUGGAAGCCAUGAUCAAGGAGGCCAGCGGCCCCAUCAACUUCACCGUCUUCCUCACCAUGUUCGGAGAGAAGCUGAAGGGUGCUGACCCCGAGGACGUUAUUCUUACCGCCUUCAAGGUCCUGGACCCCGAGGCUACUGGAAGCAUCAAGAAGGAAUUCCUUGAGGAGCUCCUGACCACUCAGUGCGACAGGUUCUCCAAGGAGGAGAUUAAGAACAUGUGGUCCGCCUUCCCCCCAGAUGUUGCCGGCAACGUAGACUACAAGAACAUCUGCUAUGUCAUCACACACGGAGAGGAGAAGGAGGAGUAAAGAGAAAGUUAGAAGCCAAAAAAUACAGCAAUCCCUUUGCUAUUCUGCCUUCCUUUCCUCCUCUUCCUCCUCGCUGUCCUUUUGUGUAAACCCAUGUGCUCAGCCGUUCAUGGUCAAACCAAAGACUUGUCACAAUGACACAUGAGCAGGCUGAUGCCCACUGGGGGUCUAUGUCUGCUUAUGGGGAAGAGGUGAUUUCCAAUAAAAAAAAUAUUCUAUAACAUCAUUUCCACAAGCUUUUCUCAAAAAACUUUUCUUUCCUUGCAAACAUCUUCUGUCUUCUCACCUCCAAGUCUCUGUCUGCCCGAUCACUUCCGCCUCUGAGGUGUUUGUGGUAAUGAAACGUGUCUCUAUCCUUCCCUCAGUAACUGUGAAGAAGACAGGUUUACUACUGGGAUAGGGACACACAACAUAUGAGGAACUCAUUCCAAAUUUUGAAGAUGUCCUCUUGGGUGGAAAAGGUGAGAGGAAGGAGAGCACUUGCAGGUUAGGAAGGGGAAAUGUUGCCUCCUUAAAGUGCAGACAACUUUUUUUCUUGAAAAGUGGAAGAAGAAAAAACACAAAAACAUAAAAAUGAAGGAGGGGAGAGAAAUGGCCGAAAGAAAACAUUCAAAUCUUCGAUUUCUUUUCCUCCGCUCCUUCUUGCAACUAUUAAAUCAUCUUUUCUUUUUCCAUAAGCUGAACUCCUGCUAGCCUUUCCUCUGUAAAGAAUAAAAGGGUCAAACUGUGAAUAAAACCUCUUUCCUUUUG
Cottoperca gobio is the source of this 1413-nucleotide messenger RNA. RefSeq names its product myosin light chain, phosphorylatable, fast skeletal muscle a (gene mylpfa). The transcript is spliced from 7 exons. The record is from RefSeq and is a predicted model, not a curated record. Lineage: Eukaryota; Metazoa; Chordata; Actinopteri; Perciformes; Bovichtidae. The coding region runs from base 151 to 663 and encodes 170 amino acids. Gene Ontology annotation, molecular function: calcium ion binding.